AUGGAUUUUGUCAAGAACCUCGCCGGCGGUAACAAGGACGGACAGCAGCAAGAACAGCAAGGGGAGCAGAAAUCAGAGGGAGGGUUCAUGAGCAAGCUGAACAAUAUGGCCGGUGGUGGGGCGUCUGGUGAGAAGAAGGAGGACGGCCUCGACAAGGGUGUUGACUGGGUCCAAGAGAACGUGCUGGGCCAAGGCAAGCAAGACAACGAGUCAGCGGUAGAACAAGCCAAGGACGAGCAGAUCUCAGACUUCAUCCGUGGCCAGUACAAAAACACAACCGGAAAGGACUUCCCAGUUGCCGACAAGUGA
This is a messenger RNA of Diaporthe amygdali, 309 nucleotides long. RefSeq lists its product as uncharacterized. Lineage: Eukaryota; Fungi; Ascomycota; Sordariomycetes; Diaporthales; Diaporthaceae. The coding region runs from base 1 to 309 and encodes 102 amino acids. The transcript has 3 exons. The record is from RefSeq and is a predicted model, not a curated record.